Messenger RNA from Helicoverpa zea (corn earworm), 1500 nucleotides. RefSeq names its product CCA tRNA nucleotidyltransferase 1, mitochondrial. Gene Ontology annotation, biological process: RNA processing. NCBI's taxonomy places the organism in Eukaryota, Metazoa, Arthropoda, Insecta, Lepidoptera, Noctuidae. The record is from RefSeq and is a predicted model, not a curated record. The coding region runs from base 115 to 1497 and encodes 460 amino acids. Gene Ontology annotation, molecular function: RNA binding; nucleotidyltransferase activity. The transcript is spliced from 6 exons.
AUCUGUCGUUCACGUGACAAGUUUGUUUUGGAUUUGAAUAAUUUGCUCAUAUUUUUAUAUUGGAUCGAUUCGUCAACAAAGCCAUAUGAAAAUUAAUUUGUUUAAUACAGCGUUAUGUACACCACCUGUUUAGGAAUAUUUAAGUUACCUGGAUAUUUCUCGAAAAGGGCAUUCUCAACUCCGGUUUUUCGACGACUAGCACGUUCGAAAAUGGACCAAGAAUUAAAAUGUCGACAAAAUCCAGUCGUGCUAAAGCUAGAUUCAGCAGAAUUUAAAAACAUAUUUACUCCUGAAGUCACUGAGCUCAAGAAUUUAUUUGACAAGUACAAAUAUGAAAUAAGAGUCGCUGGUGGUGCAGUCAGGGAUCUGUUAAUGGGCCAGGCUCCAAAAGACCUUGACUUUGCCACUACUGCUACUCCACAACAAAUGAAAGACAUGUUUACUGCUGAAAAUAUUAGAAUGAUCAAUGCAAAUGGUGAGAAGCACGGCACCAUUACAGCCAGAAUCAAUGACAAAGAGAGUUUUGAGGUAACAACACUAAGAAUAGACAUACUCACUGACGGCCGACAUGCUGAAGUUGAAUUUACCACAGAUUGGAAACUAGAUGCUAAUAGAAGAGAUCUCACAAUCAACUCUAUGUUUUUAGGUUUUGAUGGCUCUGUUUAUGACUAUUUCUUUGGAUAUGAAGAUUUACAAAAACGUAGGGUAGUAUUUGUUGGUGAUCCUGAUAGAAGGGUAAAAGAAGACUACCUCAGGAUCAUGAGAUAUUUCCGUUUUUAUGGCAAGAUAGCAGAUAAGCCUGAUAAUCAUGAUGAACAUACUCUGAAAGUUUUAAAAGACAAUGUUAAGGGACUUCAAAAUAUAUCUGGGGAAAGGAUUUGGGUGGAACUGAAGAAGAUGCUUCAAGGAAAUUUUGCAGGAAAUCUAUUGAAGACAAUGAUUGAUGUGGGAGUUGGAGAAUACAUUGGCUUACCAAAAUCUCCUAAUGUUGAAGAAUUAGACAGAGUAUUGAAGAGGGCUGAACAUCUUAAUUUGCAUCCAAUUUCUUACUUAGCAGCUCUUUUGACAGAUCUAGAUGAGGUAACAGCACUGUUCAGCAGGCUCAAGUUCUCUGGCUAUGACAGAGACCUUGCCUACUUCCUGGUGGAACACAGGGGAGACAAAGUAGACAGCAGACCAUUAUUACCAUAUGAAAAACUGGUUUUAAAUACAAAGAUAAAACAAAAGGAUGCAAUUGAAUAUGUUAAAGAGGUUCUGAAAUAUAGAGGAGAUGCACUUUUAGACCAAUUUAACAACUGGGUAGUGCCCAAGUUCCCUGUUACUGGCAAAAUGUUGAAGGAAGCUGGAGUUCCUCCAGGCAAAAUGUAUGGACCCAUCAUUAGUAAGUUGAAAAACAUUUGGAUUGAAAAUGAAUAUAAGAAUUCAGAAGAGGAACUAAUCAAAAACAUCCCAAAUAUUAUAGAAGAAUUUGAAAACAAUAAAAGAAAACAAACAUGAUAA